ACGUGUUUAAUUUAUGUUGUUUGUGUGUGUCAAAAUUUUGUUACUGUGUUGUUAAAAUUAAUUUAAAACAGUCUAUAUAUAUACAAAAGCCUCAACUUGAAGAGUAUUAAAAAUAACCACCAGAAGUGCCUAAUAUAUGCCAUGAAAACACCAUAAAUAAAGCUGUGCACGUUUUAACGACAUUACCUAAAUUAUAAUGAUUAACUGCUCCAGAAGAAUGUAUUACAGUGAUAAAUUUAUAAAUUACUAAUUUAUGUUACUACAAUUCAAAGGGUGCCUUAAAUUUUUAGUAAAAAUGAUGGUAAAAUUAUGAAACGAAAGUAAAAAUAGUAAAUUUGUCGAAUUUGUUCCAAUUAUAAUAAUAUUCCCUUUGAUUGAUGAAAUUAAAAUUAUGAAAAUAUAAUUUUCAUUUCAAUAUUUUAGUUAUUAUACUUUUCAGUACAUUAAUUUAUAUACACUAAAAUCUUGAGAGUAUUUAUAAUACAUCAGCAAAACAAAAUGGCUGAAAAUGAUUUGUUUCCAAAAGCAGAUGAAUUAUCUUCUAAAAUGUCUAAAAAUGAAGAUUCCUUACACCUUCCACCUUUACAAAUGUGUACAAAGGAAGAUAAUGUCACAUCGACGAUUUCUUUAAAAGUUGGAGAUGAAUAUCAAACUGACGUUAAAGAAAAUACACCUUUAAAUAGUUUAAAUUUAGAAGAAAUGUUGAAUAGUUCAUACUUAAAGAAGACUGAAAAUGAAACCUCACAAGAUAUUCCACCUUCUGAGACAAUUCAAAAUGGAGAUUUAAGCAACUUAAGUGAAUAUCAAGCUUGUUUGCAAUUCUUCGCACUAAAUUUACUAUUAAAUGGUCAUCAAUUAGAUGAAAACAUGCAAAAAAUGUUGGAAAAUAUAAAAUCACCACAGAUUCCACCGUUUAACGAAGAUCAAAUAAAGCAGAUGAGGUCAAUAAGAGCUGGAGGUGAGCAUCCCACCAAUUUGUCUUCGCUGGCAGCAAAGAAUGGUCUUCAAUUGGAAGAAGAGAUGCUUCGUUCAUCUUCUAAAAUGUCUGAGAAUGAGAAUUCACCACAUCCUUUUAAAGAAAGUAAAAAUGAAGGUCAUAUCAAGGAAACAAGUCCUACAAGAGUUGCAGUAAAGCCACCUAUGAAUGGUCUUCAAUUAGAAGGAGAGAUCCACCGUCUAUCUUCUAGAAUGUCUGAAAAUGAAAAUCCACAACAUCUUCCACCUUUUAAGACCAUCGAAAAUUGUCAUAAUAUUGGACAGGCAAGUUCUACAAGCAAUUUAGGUGUACCGGUGAGUUUACCCUAUGUCACAGCAAAGCCACCUAUGAAUGGUCUUCAAUUAGAAGCAAAGACGCACCGUCCAUCUUCUAAUGAAAAUCCACAACAUCUUUCACCUUUUAAGAGAAUUCCAAAUAGUCAUAACAUUGGACAGAUAAGUUCUAGAAGCAAUUUAGGUGCACCGGUCGGUUUGUCCCAUCACACAGCAAAUCUACCUAUGAAUGGUCUUCAAUUAGAAGGAGGGAUGCAUUGUCCAUCUUCUAGGAUGUUUGUAAAUGAAAAUCCACAACAUCUUUCACCAUUUAAGACAAUUCAAAAUGGGCAACACAUUGGACAGACGAGUUCUACAAUCAAUUUAGGUGUACCGGUCGGUUUUCCCCAUCACACAGCAAAGCCACCUAUGAAUGGUCUUCAAUUAGAUGGAGAGAUGCAUCGUCCAUCUUCUAGAAGGUCCGCAAAUGAAAAUCCACAACAUUUUUCACCUUACAAGACAAUUCAAAAUGGUCAAAACAUUGGACAGACGAGUUCCACAAGCAAUUUAGGUAUACCAGUUGGUUUACCCUAUGUCACAGCAAAGCCUCCUAUGAAUGGUCUUCAGUUAGAAAGAGAGAUGCAUAGUCCAUCUUUUAGAAUGUCUGCAAAUGAAAAUCCACAGCAUUUUUCACCUUACAAGACAAUUCAAAAUAGUCAUAAUCUUAGACAGACGAGUUCUGUAAGCAAUUUAGGUGUACAUCAUGGCAAUUUCCCCCCCUUCGCAACAAAUCCACCUGUAAAUGGUUGUCAAUUACAAAAAAUGGCACCACAUCAAUUUUAUAGACGUUAUGAAAAAACAAAAGAUCAUACUGAACAGAUGAGUUUGACAAGUACUGGAAGAGAAUAUCCCAAAAGUUUGCCCUAUCCCACAGCAAAACUACCUAUGAAUGGUCUUCAGUUGGAUCAGUCUUCUAAAAUCAGAAAUCCACAACAUAUGCCACCUUUUAAGUCAAUUCAUAAUGGUCAAUACGUCGGACCGUCGACUCCAAGGAGAAAUUUAGGUGAAUGUAAAGCUAGAGUGCCAUUCUUCGCAACGAAUUCACCAGAAAUUGGUUCCCAAUUAGAAGAAAGGAUGCAUCAUCCAUCUACAAAAAUGCUUAAUGGGUAUCCUCCACAUACUCAACCUUUUAAGACAAUUCGAAGUGGUUACAACAUGGAACCGACGAGUUCUACAAGUAAUUUAGGUGAACAACCCUAUUUGGCAACUAAUCCACGUAAUCUUAUGAAGCAGACAAGUUUUAUGAAAGUUGGAAGUAGAUGUCCAGUCGGUAUGCCAUAUCCUUCAGCAAGGCCACCUAAGAAUGGUUUUUAUUUAGAAGAAAGGCCGCUUGAUUUGUCUUUCAAAGUGCCUGAAGAACCUUUUAAUAUAAAUAAAAAUUGUUCUUUAAGAAUUGAAAGUAAAAGUCAGGACUUCUUCCCUCCAAAUCCACCAGUAUUACAAGAAAAUGCUCUUGAUUUGUCUUUGAAGAGUGGACAUCAAAAUUCAUCAGAUUCUCAACCUUUUCAAGAAGUUAAAAAUGAUAUCAAUACAGGAGAGGCAAAUCCAUUGGAUGUAGAAUCUCUUGAAAUGAAUAAAAAUGAACAUAACUUUAUAGUGACUGAUGUGUUAAGAGAGAUGUGUGAAAAUCAAGAAUAUUUUGCCAACCCCAUACCAAAACCAACCACCGAAGAGACUAAAAAUGAAGUUAAUGUGGAAAGUCAAGAUGGUACGCCAAACCAACCAAUAGAAGAAAUAUUAUCAGAUGAUAAGAAAGAACCUACAGAGGAUCAAGAAUGCUUUGUUGACCCCAUACCAAUACCAACCACUGACGAGACUAAAAAUGAAGUUAACGUGGAAUGUCAAGAUGACACACCAAAUAAAAUGUCAACAGAAGAUACGUCAGGUCCUACAAUGAAUAAAAAUGAAUGUGAUACCCACAAGAAGAAGUCAGCAAGGAUUGGAGAAGAAUACCAAGCCGACCUACCAGAAUUCACACCUAACCCGUCAGAAAGUUACUUACAAUCAAAAGAAAAGGGACAUCUUCUAUGGAAACCCAUUGAUAAUAUGGGGAAAGUUGCGAAAUACAUCGAACUUGCACAAGUUGGUUUCUUUUUGAAUGAAGAACAAAGUUUGACGUUAUUGUUUUUGAAUGGUAACGACUUUCUGAAAGCUGGACAAGAUUUAUCCAAAUACGUUGACAUCAGUAUGUUAUGGAACGAGGAGGACAUGAGAAUUAUGGAGAAAUGCGUGAAACGUAAGGAACAAAAUUUCUAUAAAAUACAGAAGAAGCUUAAGGGCAGAAGAACGAUAAACAGUAUUGUUAAAAUGUAUCACUUAUUUACUGCAAAUGAAGAAAUAUAUGAAAUAGAAUGUUAAAUGUAAACUGCUGCUGAUGUAAACUUAGCUAAGCUUUGACCAUUGUUUAUUAUUAUAUAUUUUUAUAUGUAUAAAAUAAACAUAUAAACAUUU
Aethina tumida (small hive beetle) is the source of this 3759-nucleotide messenger RNA. RefSeq lists its product as uncharacterized. NCBI's taxonomy places the organism in Eukaryota, Metazoa, Arthropoda, Insecta, Coleoptera, Nitidulidae. Bases 499 to 3666 code for a protein of 1055 amino acids. The transcript has 2 exons. The record is from RefSeq and is a predicted model, not a curated record.